CAUGAUGCUAUUAUGAUCCGAUCAGCCACGGGGACACUCAUAAUCAUUCAUACGACCCAUACUUAAAUCUCACACUCAACUUGAAUGCCUUUUGAGGAUCCCGAUUUUCUUCAUGUUCGCUAGCACUACAGUCAUACGUACUAGGAUCUCAUCUACGAUGCGCAAUGUCUCUACACAUAGUGGCAAGGGCAUCUCUGCGGUGCUGCAGAAGAACCCAGAUGAUGUGGUCAUUACAUUUGCAAAGCGCACCGCAAUGGGGAGGAACAGAAAAGGUCAAUUCAAGGAUAUCCCAGUGGAUGAAAUGAUGCAAGCUCUGCUCAAGGCGACCUUUGAGAAGACAAAGCUGGACCCCGCAAAACUUGACGACAUCUGCGUUGGCACAUGUCAUCCUCCUUCUCCAAUGUACUCCUCGCGAGCCGCUGCUCUCGCAUCCGGCAUUCCUCACGAUGUUCCCAUCUCGACAGUGAACAGGCUAUGUUCAUCCGGUCUUAUGGCCAUCCGCAACAUUGCCCAUGCUAUUCAGUCAGGUGAAAUAUCCAUGGGCAUGGCAAUCGGAGUGGAGAAUAUGACACUGAAUCCCCGUCCUACGCCUGUUAUUGCUGAAUCUGUGGACAAAUCUCCGCGGGCUCACGAUUGCAUCCAACCUAUGGGUUGGACGUCUGAAAUGGUCGCUCAAACCUAUAAAGUCUCGCGACAGAAGCAAGAUGAAUAUGCCCUUAUAUCACAUACUCGCGCAACCAAGGCGGUGACCACCGGCAUCUUCUCUGAGGAGAUCAUCCCAGUCGAAAUCCGCGGGACUGUGAUAUCCGUUGACGACACAAUCCGGCCUGGCGUGACGAUGGAAAUGCUAUCUGGGCUGAAGCCUGUGUUCCAAGAUUGGGGCGAUGCAGCUACCACUGCUGGAAACGCUAGUGGCAUUGGCGAUGGUGCCGCGUUAUGCAUUCUCACGACAAGAGAACGUGCGGAGAAGGAAAACAUGGAAAUUAUCGGGAAAUGGGUUGGAUGCGCAGUCGUUGGUGUCGAGCCCCGCUACAUGGGCAUUGGCCCCAUCGCCGCUAUUCCUAAGGUCCUUACGCAAGUUGGUCUCACUAAGGAUGAUAUUGACAUUUAUGAGAUCAAUGAAGCAUUCGCUUCGCAAUUUGCAUACUGUGUCGAAGAACUUGGCAUUUCCAUGGACAAAAUCAACACGAAUGGCGGGGCAAUAGCCGUGACGCACCCUUUGGGAAUGACUGGCGUUCGUCAAGUUGUUACCGGCCUCGCAGAACUCCGCCGGAGAGACAAAAAGUUGUUGUGCACAAGUAUGUGUGUCGGCAGUGGUAUGGGUGCAGCAGGCAUCUUCGUGAACGAGGCACAACCAUCUUGUGAAGCGAGGUUAUAGUUUGUAUUUGACCGAGGUGUGGGUGUAUUGUACAUAUUCAUAACUGCUGUCUCAAACUUAUUUAGCGGCUGCCAGCGCCGCAUCUACAAUUUCUGUCAUUUUUAUAACCGCCUCUUCCUCCAAAGUCCGACCGACAAGUUGCAGACAAACAGGAGCGUUCUUGAAUUUCUCCGGGUCAUCUGAAUCGAUCGUUGGCAUCAGAAAUUCACUGAUCAG
Molecule: messenger RNA, 1594 nt
Organism: Suillus subalutaceus
Lineage: Eukaryota; Fungi; Basidiomycota; Agaricomycetes; Boletales; Suillaceae
Product: Thiolase, N-terminal domain-containing protein
Exons: 10
Coding region: 113-1378 (421 amino acids)
Biological process (GO): fatty acid beta-oxidation; phenylacetate catabolic process
Cellular component (GO): peroxisome
Molecular function (GO): acetyl-CoA C-acyltransferase activity
Source: RefSeq, a predicted model, not a curated record